Xylona heveae TC161 is the source of this 1003-nucleotide messenger RNA. RefSeq lists its product as hypothetical. The transcript is spliced from 2 exons. Bases 331 to 702 code for a protein of 123 amino acids. The record is from RefSeq and is a predicted model, not a curated record. NCBI's taxonomy places the organism in Eukaryota, Fungi, Ascomycota, Xylonomycetes, Xylonales, Xylonaceae.
GGGGAACGUCAGCGAGCCUUAUGAGAGACUGCCUACGUUACUGGACUGUUUGAUGGGCUCAAAAGAAGGGCACCGAAAAACAAAUUAUUCCCUGAUCAUGGUUCGAUCCAGAGAAUAACUCUCCUCUGUCACUUUUAUCAAAUAUCUCAAAGACGAGGGGAAACCCUUGAGACCCUAGAAACCACGCGGUCGAGCCGAUUGCUCGCAUUAUUGCUUUUUGUUAUCCUUUUGAUCCAGGGUUUUCGGCCUGAGAGUGCCGACUUCUGCGCACUCCUGAAGAUCAAUCAGAAAGCGCAUCCACUGCUGUCUUUGCCUGCAUCAGCCAGAACUAUGAGUUACAUUCUUUAUUCGCUAUCCUUAACUUUCCUCAUUGUUGCAACAGUCCUUUGGUUUACCCGUCAACGAUGGGUCCACCUUGUACCCGUUCCAGGCUACAUUUAUGAACGCUUGCCAAGCACCUUUGCGGGAGACAUAGAGGCAGGGUUCAGCUCCAACGCAUUCGAUCUAUCAAGUAACCUUGCAGCUGGAGACUCUCGUGCAGGUCUAGAUGCCGCGAGCAAGCGAGAAAUACGGAAGAUCAUGAAGAAGCGCAAAGUGAAUUUUGAUGAAGCCAGGCGAAUCUUCACGGAGCAGAGCUUUGCAAAGAACAACAUUGGGCCGGACGGGCGACCCAGGGAUCCGAAAUUUGUCUCGUUCUCGUAGCGUUGUUGGUCUUGCAAUGAGCCGCUGUCUUAGUUUUACGUCAUUCUCUUCCUCUAUAAGCGCAUCUUUUCUUUCUUGGGUUCUCUUGUUGCAUAGUCGUCGAUUCAUCUAUUUUGGGUCGGUGUUUAGGGUGGAACGAACAGCGUCUAUUCACUAGCUGCGACGGGAAGGUUGGGGUGUCAGGGUUUUGCAUAUUGUCUUAGACACGGCGUGGUUUUGGAUGAGAUCAGGGCGAGUGAAUAUUGUUCUACAUUUCCCUCCCAACUCCGGCCAUUUUAUGCUAUUAAUACAAACAUUAUUC